GCUGGUCACGCACCCUCCGAUAAAAGCUCCCAGGCCACAGAACUCAUCGCUUGCGCUCCUAGCCCCAGCCGGCGCCUUCAUCAGCGUACUCAUCCACAGAAGCGCCAUUUCGCCCGGUGCUGAACAGUGCUGGCCGACAUGUGUUGCGGAAAUGCUGAAUGGAAGAGAGAAGAGGUGCCGGAUCACAAAUUUGACUUCAUUGAUGUCCGAGACUACUGGACUAAUGGGUUCUUGACCCGAUUGAGGUACGGCAUCCUGUACCUGCUGGUAGCCAAGUCAAUCGCGGUGUACAUCGCAGAUAUCUACACUGCAAUCACGCUGCUUGCACUAAACCAUUUCGCCGGAUCGCUCUACCAGAUCGCUCAAGAUGGCGGCAACGAUAGCUGGAGCGUUCCCUUGGUGUACGGUAAAUGGGUGUUUUUAGGGUGCAUUCUCUUUGGUUUCUUGCUGCUGGCCUACGAAGCCCACAAGGCUAGGGCAGUCAUUCGCAGCAGAGAUAUCAGCUACGCCUACACCAACGUCAUGGCUAACAACUACUACAGUCUAAGAUCCUACGAGCACUUUUGCUUCUUUUGUCAGAUCAACAACUCCAAGAAGAAGAAGGACGAGUUCGCUUUCUUCAUCUUCUUCACUUUCAAAGGCUGGAAACGUCUCCUCGUCGCUGAUGGCCCAAGACAAGUCAUCAACGCCUUGACGCUGGUUGCUGUUGGCCACAAAGUGCACUGGUCUAGCAACGUGGCAGACUACUACGACAACAACAUUUGGACUGCAGUGCUACUGCUUACCAUGAUUUUCACGGUGUUGGUCUUUGCUGCCAGCGCCAUCAUGCUGAUCAUCGCUGCUAUCAUGUACGUGCCUCUCAUCUGCUACAUCAAGGGCAACCUGAAGGAGUACUGUUGCCACAAGAUCGACAAACGUAUCGCAGAAUUGGUGCAGAAGAAGAAGAAGCAGAGGCUUGCAAGACAUGCCGCCAUUGCGCGAGCAGAAGCAGAGGGUGACUUCAGCCAUUUGAAGAACAAGAAGGGAGAGAUCAUCGGCAAGGCGAUGCAACAGCCAACGCUUCCACAAGUGGACGUCGACUUGUUCGGUGAUGACACCAAGUCUCCGCGCGGAAUGAUCGGCAAUGGGCGACCUGCAAGUGUCGCUUCAUCUCAAAUACCUUACGGCAUGAGCGAAAAAGGUUUCUACGAUCAGGGCGAAGUGGGCUCGAACGCGCAUCUCGCGAUGAAUGCUGGGGCGCCAGGCUACGCCCCAGGGUAUGGAUCACCAUCAUUGCCGCCUUCUGCGCACACGAGUCCCGACGCGCAUCCAUUGCAUUUCAGAGGUCGGGGCUCGGAUCAAAGGCCAGGAAGUCCGUCCGCAGAUGUACUUGCCUCGAUGGGUCCGAUCGGCACUUCACCUGCUUUCUACGCACAACGUGUGACUGGCAGAGGCAAUGGCGGUCACUUGGCAGAGGGCGGCCAUGAAGAUGCAGCCUACUCGCAUGCGGGACCGCACGGACGUUCGCCCUUAUCGCCCGCUUAUCCACCCCCCGAAGCUUACAAUGGGCAGGGUCUUGGCGGUCGUCCUAGCGCCAGACAGCACUCAAACUAUGCCGACUACCCACCCGACUCAGCAGGCCCUGGACCCGCCGGUAAUGGCCCUGCAGAUUUGAGCGCUUUUGCUCCGUACGAUGAUCGAUCGGCUCGCGGCCCGAGCCCAGUUCCUUCUUAUGGACCGGCGGAUGUUCUCAACAUGUACACCCACGAAGAACAGCACAACGGACAACUCAAUACGGGUAUUCACGGCAAUCGUUCGCAGCAACCUUCCGCGAUGGGCGAGUGGGACCAGUAUCAUGACGGUCUCGAUACGCCUCGCGGAGAUGUAGGAGCUUCGAACGGUGGCUACCUGCACGAAGGUAGCACAGCGGUGCAGGAUGCCCAGUAUGCUGGCUACGACCAGGCUCAGGCCGCGCAAUGGGAUGCUUACGAUCAAAUGGCGCAGCAAGAGCAAGCAGAUCAUGGCGCCCAUCAGCAAGAUCAAGGUCAGCAGCAACAAUACUCUCAUGAUCAAUUUGGCGGUCAGCAGCACGGACAGUGGGAUCAAGGGUACCAACAGGGCGACGAUGGGUACUAUCAUCAAGGUGGACACGUCCAGACAUCCGCAUAUCAUACGCAGCAAGAUUCUCAAAGCUACCGCGCAAGAUGACAGAGGCGACCCAGCGACAGCUGCCCCUACGACUGUUCAAGCUCCGACUCGCACCCUCACGCUCAUUUGUACACUGCUUCGCAACGCUCGCAAUCCCUUUGCCAAUUUCAGCUGCGCUUUGCUUCUCUCUUCUCGCCCAAGUUCCUGUCCACGAGUCGCACUUUUCCAUUCUUCUAAUUCUCAACCUCACUCCA
Molecule: messenger RNA, 2381 nt
Organism: Ceraceosorus guamensis
Lineage: Eukaryota; Fungi; Basidiomycota; Exobasidiomycetes; Ceraceosorales; Ceraceosoraceae
Exons: 3
Coding region: 139-2187 (682 amino acids)
Biological process (GO): potassium ion transmembrane transport
Cellular component (GO): plasma membrane
Molecular function (GO): potassium ion transmembrane transporter activity
Source: RefSeq, a predicted model, not a curated record